AUGGCUGACUUGUCUAUCAUCACCUCGCCAGCUUUUCUGGCCGAGGAUAGAGGUCCAACGGUCACCGCGACUGCCUCCCUAAUGAUCAUAUUCUGCACCCUGUUUGUAGGUAUGAGAUACUACGCUCGUUAUUUGGCCAAUACAUCCUUCAAAGCCGAGGAUGUCAUCAUUCCUUUUGCCUGGCUGGCCGAGAUUGGGAUUUGCAUCGUCAGCAUCGUCAUGGUUGAAAAGGCAGGAACAGGCCGACAUAUGGCUCUCAUCCUAUCCACCGACCCCGCCAAAAUCCCUGAACACUUCAAAGGCAUCAUGGUACAGGAAGUCCUCCAUCCGGCCGCUGUUGCGUUCCCAAAGCUUACCGUUGUCUUACUGUACCUGCACAUCUUGACCAACAGAUACGAGCGUUUCGUGGCCAAGCUACUCAUCUUUCUAAUCUUUGCGACUUGGUUUUCGUUUACAAUUGCGGUAAUGUUCCAAUGUAAGCCAUUUGCCUUCAAUUGGGAUAAGACCAUUCCAGGUGGCAAGUGCUUCAAUGUCCAGUUUUUUUCCAACAGCUCCAGCGUCCCAAAUAUUGCAACCGGUUUGGCGGUGCUAGUGCUUCCGUCGAGGGUACUCUGGGGUUUGAGAAUUAGCAUUGGCAGAAAAGUAGGACUAUUGUUAAUCUUCUUGACAGGUAGCGUGGGUAUAAUAGCAUCUAUCAUUCGCACCAUGAUCUUUGCUGACACGCUGGCAAAUGCUGGACCAUUGACCGACGUGACCUACAACCACGUCUCGCUCAUCGACUGGACUAUUAUCGAGCCCGGAAUGUAUCUACUCUCUACAUGCGCACUCUCUUUCAAGCCUCUCUUCCGCAUGUUGGCCAAAUCGCUGCAUCUCCAAGCUUUCAUCACACACACAAGAUCGACCUUCGCCGAGACUAGGUCGUACGUGAAGAAAACAACAGCGUCAACACAGGAAGACACGUACCAUAUGGAUCAAAUGAGGAAUGCAAGAGUAGGCAAGUUUCAUCGGUUGAGCGAGGAUAGUGCUAGUGAUACUACGGGUCACAAGAGGAUCGAGGUAUUGGUUACGAAGACGAUUGAGAUGGACUCGGAGACUAGGAGUGAAGACGAGGAGUGGAGAAAGAUUGAUGUGGAGAGGGGGCAAUAUGGACGUGGAGUUGUGUAA
Messenger RNA from Cucurbitaria berberidis CBS 394.84, 1164 nucleotides. RefSeq lists its product as uncharacterized. The coding region runs from base 1 to 1164 and encodes 387 amino acids. Lineage: Eukaryota; Fungi; Ascomycota; Dothideomycetes; Pleosporales; Cucurbitariaceae. The transcript is spliced from 4 exons. The record is from RefSeq and is a predicted model, not a curated record.